Messenger RNA from Thalassophryne amazonica, 1210 nucleotides. RefSeq names its product derlin 2 (gene derl2). Gene Ontology annotation, biological process: endoplasmic reticulum unfolded protein response. NCBI's taxonomy places the organism in Eukaryota, Metazoa, Chordata, Actinopteri, Batrachoidiformes, Batrachoididae. The record is from RefSeq and is a predicted model, not a curated record. Gene Ontology annotation, cellular component: Hrd1p ubiquitin ligase ERAD-L complex; endoplasmic reticulum membrane. The coding region runs from base 66 to 785 and encodes 239 amino acids. Gene Ontology annotation, molecular function: ubiquitin-specific protease binding; misfolded protein binding. The transcript is spliced from 7 exons.
AAGGCGAGGACCAGCCAGAGUUGGUUUCAUCACAAACGUAACGUCACAACUGUUCACUGAGCAAAAUGGCUUACCAGACUUUUCGACAGGAGUAUUUACAGAUUCCCGUUGUUACCCGGGCGUAUACAACGGCCUGUGUUCUUACAACCGCUGCAGUGCAACUAGAGCUCAUUACACCUUUUCAAUUGUACUUCAAUCCAGGUUUAAUUCUAAGAAAUUACCAGGUAUGGCGACUAAUAACAAACUUCUUGUUCUUUGGUCCGGUUGGUUUCAAUUUCCUGUUCAAUAUGAUUUUUUUGUACAGAUACUGCCGUAUGUUAGAAGAGGGCUCCUUCAGGGGGCGCACAGCUGACUUUGUCUUCAUGUUCCUCUUUGGUGGACUUCUGAUGACCAUAUUUGGCACGUUUGCGAGUUUGGUGUUCUUGGGACAAGCCUUUACUAUUAUGCUGGUUUAUGUUUGGAGUCAAAGAAACCCAAACGUUCGCAUGAAUUUCUUUGGCCUGUUAAACUUCCAGGCACCCUUCCUACCCUGGGUACUGAUGGGAUUCUCCCUUCUGCUGGGGAACUCUAUCAUUGUGGAUCUCUUAGGUAUCGCUGUUGGUCAUGUGUACUUCUUCCUGGAGGAUGUUUUCCCCAACCAGCCAGGUGGUGGAAGGUGGCUCAGAACCCCAACAAUCAUAAAAAUGCUGUUUGACACUCCGGAGGAAGACGCCAACUAUAACCCCCUGCCUGAGGAGCGUCCAGGAGGCUUUGCGUGGGGAGACGGGCAGCACUUUGGGGGCUAAACAUUCUCACAGCAGUCCCCAGUUGUCUGGCCGCUAACAGGGACGCUACCUGAGAGAUGAAGGGCACGAACAUGGUCUUUUCCUUUAGCGUGCGUGUGUAACUCUGGAUGGUGCCAAACUACCAGCACUGGGAGAAAACUGUUGUCUUUGUAUGCAGCUAAAUUCAUCCUCAGAAACUCUUCUUGAUGCCAGAUUGUUGCUCUGAGACUAUUUUAGAGAACACAAACUUUGGAUGGAACUUUUGAUGAAGAGCUUUUUGGCUUCAAAGAUGUUUGCUUUCAUCUCCGAAAAACAAUGAUACUCAAGAAGUGUCAGGUGAAAUAUAUAUAUUUAAAAAACAUUCUUUAGCAAAAUCAUAAUGGAAUGAGUUCAUUCAGAUGAUUACAUUUCUCAUUUCACUUUUUUUUUAAUAAAAAUGUGUGGCA